Molecule: messenger RNA, 1002 nt
Organism: Pipistrellus kuhlii (Kuhl's pipistrelle)
Lineage: Eukaryota; Metazoa; Chordata; Mammalia; Chiroptera; Vespertilionidae
Product: proteasome subunit alpha type-1-like
Biological process (GO): ubiquitin-dependent protein catabolic process
Cellular component (GO): nucleus; proteasome core complex; proteasome core complex, alpha-subunit complex
Source: RefSeq, a predicted model, not a curated record
AUGAGGAAGGUGGAGGCUACUGAGGAGGCGACUGCGCUGAUGCCGCCAGGGUUUCUCCUGGAGGAGAGUCCACAGGCUGCCCAUGGUGCUGAUGAAAAUGCAGAUCCUGGGAUCCUUGAUCCACAGCUUUGCAGAAGAAGCAGAAAGCCAGGACCCUGUAGCAACCAGUAUGACAAUGAUGUCACUGUUUGGCGCCCUCAGGGCAGGAUUCAUCAAAUUGAAUAUGCAAUGGAAGCUGUUAUACAAGAUUCAGCCACAGUUGGUCUGAAAUCAAAAACCCAUGCAGUAUUGGUUGCAUUGAAGAAAGCACAGUCAGAGCUUGCUGCUCAUCAGAAAAAAAUUCUCCAUGUUGACAACCAUAUUGGUAUUUCAAUUGAGAGACUUACUGCUGGUGCUAGACUGCUAUGUAAUUGUAUGCGCCAGGAGUGUUUGGAUUCCAGAUUUGUAUUUGACAGACCUCUUGCUGUGUCUUGUCUUGUAGCUCUAAUUGGAAGCAUUAGAUACCAGAUACCAACACAAAGAUAUGGCCGAAGGCAAUAUGGUGUAGGACUGCUUAUUGCUGGCUACGAUGAUAUGGGCCCUCAUAUUUUCCAAACCUGUCCAUCAGCUAACGAUUUUGACUGCAGAACUAUGUCCAUUGGAGCCCGUUCUCAAUCAGCUCGUACUGACUUGGAGAGACUUAUGUCUGAGUGUGCAGAGUGCAGUUUGAAUGGUCUGUGUGCUUUAAGAGAGACACUUCCUGCAGAACAAGACCUAACUACAAAGAAUGUUUCCAUUGGACUUGUUGGUAAAGACUUGGAGUUUACAAUUUAUGAUGAUGAUGAUGAUGAUGAUGAUGAUGAUGAUGUGUCUCCAUUCCUGGACGGCCUUGAAGAAAGACCACAGAUAAAGGCACAGCCUGCUGAGCCUGCCGAGGAACCUGCAGAAAAGGCUGAUGAACCAAUGGAGCAUUACGUGAUAAUCUCCCAGCCCAUAUUGGUAUUUGUAUUGACAACUGUGUAA